AUGGAGGUGCCGGGUUCAUCAAAGAAGAUGAUAGCUACACAGGAAGAGAUGGUGGAGGCCAAGGUGCCAAUACCAUACAGAGACCAAUGCGCCCAUUUGCUGAUCCCACUGAACAAGUGCAGGCAGGCCGAGUUCUAUUUGCCCUGGAAGUGUGAGGCGGAGCGCCACACAUAUGAGAAAAAGGCCAGUUGCCCAUUCCGCUCAUCCCUAAAACAGCCGAUGCUUGACUAUGAAAGGAAAAAGCUAAACUGUGGGGAGUGGCAGUCAUGGAGGACUUAUUUGAAAUUGUUUUGGUGUUAUGUAAACAUGAUACUAACUGCAAUGUGUUUCAUCUGGUAA
Messenger RNA from Fraxinus pennsylvanica, 339 nucleotides. Lineage: Eukaryota; Viridiplantae; Streptophyta; Magnoliopsida; Lamiales; Oleaceae. The record is from the annotation of a GenBank genome assembly.